Molecule: messenger RNA, 1947 nt
Organism: Populus nigra (black poplar)
Lineage: Eukaryota; Viridiplantae; Streptophyta; Magnoliopsida; Malpighiales; Salicaceae
Product: BTB/POZ domain-containing protein At1g63850-like
Exons: 3
Coding region: 1-1563 (520 amino acids)
Source: RefSeq, a predicted model, not a curated record
AUGAUCCCAUCCACCUCCAAGAAACGGCAACGCGUGCCAUACAACCGCCAUUCCACCGUCUCCACAACCGCUAACCUCCGCUCAACCGCCUCCAGAUCCACUAGCCUCUCCUCCACCGCCGCCUUAAUCGAUUCAUUUCCUGACAAAACCAUCUCCGAAACCUCCAAAAAACUCCGCCGAACCUCCUCCCACACGCUCCUCUCCACCACCCCCUCCUCCACCACCACCCCCUCCUCCACCACCAACACCACCACCCCCACCCCCACCCCGUUCAACGACGUUAACACCGCUGACGUCAUCCUCCGCCUCUUCCUGGACCCCACUUCCCCCAUCAUUAACUUAUCGGAUUCAGUUUAUUCAAUUGACAAUAAUAACCAAUCCAAUGUCCAGAUCUACCUCCAUUCUCCCAUCCUCCGCCGGUCUGAGUAUUUCUCCGCCCUUUUAUCCGACAGAUGGCAGCACUCCAAGGAAAAUCCCGAUUCUGCUGAAAAUAAAAUCGACCAGUACUUGAUUCCGUUGAAAUUAGGCGUAGCUCCUGGAUCGAUCGAAGUCCAUCUAUGCGUUUUAAAAUUGCUGUAUACAAACGAUUUCAAUAAUGUGAUUAACUCUGCUGCGGCGGCUCUAGAUAUUUUGCCGGUGGCGUUAAAGUUGUUGUUUGAUGAGUGUGCGGAUUAUUGCGUUAAGUAUCUUGAGGCUGUGCCGUGGAGUGAAGAGGAAGAGAAGCGCGUGAUUAAUUUAAUUCCAUAUUUACGCGAGGAGGAAUCUGAAGAGCUAUUAGCUAGGGUUUCUCCGGCGAAAUAUGAUUCGUGUGAGGAAAUGCUUCAUGGUUUGAUAUUGGCUGCGAUUCAUAGUAGUUCGAACAUGGCAUUUGUGAAAGCGUUUGUGGCUAAGUUAUUGAGGGAUUUUUCAUCGAGGGAGUCGGCGAGGAGGGUUUUGGAGAUGGCUUUUGAGACGAGUUUGAAGAUUGUGAAGGAAUCGCUUGAGGAGUAUUCGAGUCCGAAUUUUAGAGGGGAUCAUAAUGAGACGGAAGCGAUACAGAGGUUGAAUUUGCACACAGCGAUGACUAAUGGGAAGCACUUGUUGUGGUUAGUGGAGAGGAUGAUUGAGCUGAGAGUGGCGGAUAGUGCGGUGAAGGAGUGGAGUGAGCAAGAUUCUUUUACGGCUGAUUUGCAGAGGGCUUUUCGGGAUGAUGCGUGGAGGAAUAUUGUUCCGGGCUUUCCUGCUGUUUUGCUUCGUUGCACUUGUAAGCUUGCUAAUGCUGUUGCUUCUGGGACCAUUUUGGCCGCUAGACAGGUGAGGAUGAAGCUUGUAAAGGAUUGGCUUCCUGUUCUGAUUGUAUGCAAAGACUGUGCACUUUCUUCUAUGUUACCAAAUCAUAAAUUACUGUACCUGGAGCUGGAAGAGACAUUUCUAAGAAUUAUUUCCACACUUCCCAUGUCAGAUGCUCAAGUGUUGUUGCAGCAGUGUCUCAGCUUCUCAACUCGAAAUGUUGAAGAUUGCCCCCACUUAGUCACCGCAUUCAACACUUGGUUCCGCCGUGCAACAAAUCAACCACAAGGGUGACAGAUGAACUGUUGCUCCUGCCAUGCUGCGUAUUUACAAAGUAUAUUCAAUUGUCCUGUGAUUUCUACUCCGGGCUAGUCUUGUGGGAAAAGUGUCACUGGCCUCUCCUGUCUAUCAAAGUGAAAGAAUCUGGAGCGAUGGUGAGGAAGAAGACAGAUAAGUGCAAACCGCACCUUCGUUCCCUGAUUUGCAACAUGCAAUUUAGCUUGAUAAAAGUUCAUGAUCGUAGAUGAUGCUAAGCAGUACAGGGAGCAAUAAUGUGAGCCACAAAUGAUUUGACUCCUGUAAAACAGAAAACAAGCAAAACCAGCAAGAUGUGUAUGUCAAGACACGAAGUUCAAUCAUUUACAUGCCACAAAAGAUAAUUCCUGUUCAUCACCAAAA